This is a messenger RNA of Phodopus roborovskii (desert hamster), 1681 nucleotides long. It is a transcript of the gene Tmem86a, whose product is annotated as transmembrane protein 86A. The record is from RefSeq and is a predicted model, not a curated record. Lineage: Eukaryota; Metazoa; Chordata; Mammalia; Rodentia; Cricetidae. Bases 63 to 785 code for a protein of 240 amino acids. The transcript is spliced from 3 exons. Gene Ontology annotation, cellular component: membrane.
GGCCCUGGGUGCGUCCUGGCGGUGCAGCCCGGAGCGGGUGCCCAGCAGCAGCCGCCGCAGCCAUGGUGUCCCCGGUCACUGUGGUGAAGAGUGAGGGACCCAAACUGGUACCCUUCUUUAAGGCCACCUGCGUGUAUUUUGUGCUCUGGCUGCCCUCAUCCAGCCCAUCGUGGGUCAGUGCCCUUGUCAAGUGCCUGCCCAUCUUCUGCCUCUGGCUUUUCCUUCUGGCCCAUGGCAUCAGGUUCCUGCUGGCCCACCCCAGUGCCUCCCUCAUCUUCGUGGGGCUCAUCUUCUCUGCUGUGGGCGACGCCUUCCUCAUCUGGCAGGACCACGGCUACUUUGAGUACGGUCUCCUGAUGUUUGCCGUGACGCACAUACUCUAUGCCUCGGCCUUUGGCAUGCGGCCACUGGCUCUCCGGACAGGUCUGGUGAUUGGAGUGCUGUCAGGCCUGUGCUAUGCUCUGCUCUACCCAGGGCUGUCAGGUGCCUUCACCUACUUGGUAGGAAUCUAUGUGGCCCUUAUCAGCUUCAUGGGCUGGAGAGCUAUGGCAGGGUUGCGGCUGGUCGGGGCAGCCUGGCGAUGGACGGAGCUGGCGGCUGGCAGCGGUGCGGUGCUUUUCAUCGUCUCGGACCUGACCAUCGCUCUCAACAAGUUCUGCUUCCCUGUGCCCUACUCUCGGGCGAUCAUUAUGUCCACGUACUAUGCUGCUCAGAUGCUCAUUGCCCUGUCAGCUGUGGAGAGCCGAGAGCCAGCAGAGGACUAUAGACUGAGCAAGGCCAACUGACGGGACUGGAGUCUGCUCACCUUUCUCCCGGGGGAGGCUGGGGCCCAAACUUUGGGAGUGUGCAGGAGCUGGAUAAGCAGGCACCUCCUGGGAGGUGGCGGGCUUGACUGGGUAAGCAGGAGGCGCUCCCAGGAAAGCUGGUAGUCCAGGAUGAUGCUGAGAGCUCAGAGAGGCUGCCUCAUAUUCCUCGCCUAAGUCAAAGUGGACCUCUGGCGCUCCAUCAGGAUGGUCGAAGGCCUCCUGGAAGGUGAUGGUGCUUUUUGACCCCAUCUUUUUUUUUUGCUAGCUGGAAGAGCGAGGCUAUCUCUUAUGCCUAGGACCAAUGGCAACAGCAGGCUUACCCUUUCCCACUUUUUCCUCUUUCAAGAUGAUCCAGGACUUGAGGCUCCUUCCCCGGGUUCCCCGAUGGGAAGAUUGGCUGAAGGUGGGGUCUUGUUUUCCUUUGGCUAGCCUUGUUACUUCCACUGUCUCAGCCUUCAAGUGGUGAACGUCGGAGAAACAGUAGAGGGAACUUCCUCAGUCUGGAAACUCAAAGGUGCCAAGGUUUCAGAAUGGUCCUGUUUCACGGGCCAUCCCAAAGUUCAGGCUUCAACCGUCACCCUCAGACUCUGUCCCCAGGGCUGAGGUGAAGGCUGCCAAAGGAAGGGGCCGGCCUUCAGCUAUGUGUCUUUGUCCUGCGGUCUGUAAAAGAUUUAAAAGGGUGGGCCUCAGAGAGCUCCUGACGGGUGCUUAACCUAGCUCAGACCUGGGGCCUGUCCCCCAGCACAUCAACAACAGUGCUUUCUCCCUGCCCUGAAUGACACUUUGGGGUCUUAAGACCUAAUGCACAGUCAAUGCAAUGGGGGUAAGGAUGGGGUAACUCCACCCUCUACUGCCCACGUGAAAAAUAAAGAAAG